Messenger RNA from Malassezia globosa CBS 7966, 600 nucleotides. RefSeq lists its product as uncharacterized. Lineage: Eukaryota; Fungi; Basidiomycota; Malasseziomycetes; Malasseziales; Malasseziaceae. The transcript has a single exon. The record is from RefSeq and is a predicted model, not a curated record. Bases 1 to 600 code for a protein of 199 amino acids.
AUGUUUGGCGGGCCACUUAGUGCGAUGGCAUCGUCUGAUGGGCCCACAUUCUCCAACGCACAAAGCACUUGGCAACAUGUUCAACAAACCUACCCGCAAUGGGGACGGACGGCCUCUGUGCCGUACGGUGCGUUGCGAGGCACGCCUUCUAAUACGACUAUGCCUGCAGCGUCUUCGCAAGCAAUGGAGCGAAGUGUUACGGAAUCGCACACUUCGCCAUCAUCUCUAGUAUCUGACACGGUAGAGUCGGGAACACUAUCCAUGAAAAGGGGCAUAAGUGAGGACGACUCGGAUGCUAUUCUCGCUGGCGCAUUUGACGAUGACGAUGGUGCAGGUGCUAUUGACAGGAACAUGGGAUUAUCUUGCUCCUCGUUUCCCAUGGCACCGCCUUCGCCGCCUCCAGCACAGGCACAACCAACAACAUACACCCAGGUGAGCAGUCGGCCUGUUCGACCGCUUCCCUCGCGUCAGGGCAUGUUUAGGCCCAUCAAGUCAAUGCCAGUUGCCAAGACGCAAGACCUCACAAUGGACGAUGACAAUUCGGAACCAUUCCAGCGUGUUGACUUCUCCGCCUAUGCAGCACAUCCGCAUGGAUUCUAG